Eucalyptus grandis is the source of this 2182-nucleotide messenger RNA. Its product is annotated as probable serine/threonine-protein kinase At1g01540. Gene Ontology annotation, molecular function: ATP binding; protein kinase activity. Gene Ontology annotation, biological process: protein phosphorylation. The record is from RefSeq and is a predicted model, not a curated record. NCBI's taxonomy places the organism in Eukaryota, Viridiplantae, Streptophyta, Magnoliopsida, Myrtales, Myrtaceae. The coding region runs from base 192 to 1778 and encodes 528 amino acids. The transcript is spliced from 8 exons.
CCUACACUGUACGCACCACACUCCACUGGAAGAGAGGGGGGAGUCUCCCCACUCCCUCACUCAAAAGCGCCGUGCAGAAAUUCAACCCCACUUCCCUCCUCGUCAUCAUCUUCAUCUUCUUCGUUUGGGUCAGCGGCCGGUUGUCCGGAGAAUUCGGCUGCGGCGGUGGAGGAGGAAGAGGUGGAGUGAAGAUGACGGAGCCGGCGUUCUUGAACGACCGGCUGUCGAGGCGGACGUUCAUCUUCGGCCUCCGGCUGUGGGUGGUCGUGGGUAUCUGCGUCGGGGCGGCCAUCGUCAUCGCCCUCUUCCUCGUCUCCCUCUACUUCACCUUGAGGCGCAACGGCGCGCGUUCCCAGAGGAGCAGCAGCGGCAGCAGCAAGAAGAAGAAGAAGAAGAAGACGACGAAGCAGGGGCAGGAGCGCGCUUCGCCACCCACGAAGGCCAUCGUCUCCCACGCCAACCCGACCAUCCCCAGCGUCUCCAAGGAGAUUCUCGAGAUCCGGGUCGACCGCCCCGGGGGCCCGGACCCGAGCCUCGACCCUGACCCCGACCCAGACCCGCAUGCUCUCGCCUUGGUCCCCCAGCCGAAGGAAGAUAGCCCCACCCGGCUCCACAUGGAGAUCGGCAAGGACCACCGGAUUUCGUACCCGGAGCGGCCCGGGAGUGGCGGGUCGGGGCCCGGUGAGCAGGCGGCGGCGGCGGCGCCGGACGUUUCGCACUUGGGUUGGGGGCAUUGGUACACGUUGAGAGAGCUACAGGUUUCGACGGAGGAUUUCGCCGACGAGAAUGUGAUUGGCGAAGGUGGGUACGGGAUUGUGUACCGGGGUGUGCUCGAGGACGGCACGAGGGUCGCGGUCAAGAAUUUGCUGAACAACAGGGGACAAGCGGAAAAGGAAUUUAAGGUGGAAGUAGAAGCAAUUGGGCGGGUUCGACAUAAGAAUUUGGUGAGGUUGCUUGGUUACUGUGUCGAAGGAGCUCACAGAAUGCUUGUUUACGAGUACGUCGACAAUGGGAAUUUAGAGCAGUGGCUUCAUGGGGAUGUCGGGCCUUGCAGCCCGCUCACAUGGGAGAUUCGUAUGAACAUCAUCAUCGGCACUGCAAAGGGCUUAACUUACCUGCACGAGGGACUCGAGCCCAAGGUCGUUCACCGAGAUAUCAAAUCAAGCAACAUUUUAAUUGACAAACAGUGGAAUCCGAAAGUAUCUGACUUUGGCCUUGCAAAGCUCUUGGGCUCAGAAAGGAGUUAUGUGACAACUCGUGUAAUGGGAACAUUUGGUUAUGUAGCUCCAGAAUAUGCCAGUACGGGCAUGCUGAAUGAAAGAAGCGAUGUAUAUAGCUUUGGAAUUCUCAUAAUGGAGAUCAUUUCUGGGAGAAACCCAGUGGAUUACAGUCGCCCUUCUGGAGAGGUUAAUCUUGUUGAGUGGCUUAAGACAAUGGUUACAAAUAGAAACCCAGAGGGAGUUCUGGACCCUAGGUUGCCAGAGAAGCCUUCAUCGAGAGCCCUAAAGCGUACUCUUCUGGUAGCUCUGCGUUGCGUGGAUCCAAAUGCUCAGAAGCGGCCAAAGAUGGGUCAUGUCGUUCAUAUGCUCGAAGCUGAUGAGUUUCCUCUUCGAGAUGACCGGAGAGCUGGACGGGAACAUGGACGCUCUCAUCGGGAAAUUUUGAGGGAUAGGUUGUUGGACAAGUGUGUAACUGAAUCAGGUGAUAGUAGUGGAUAUGAGAGCAGUGUUCAAGGCAAUAUGUCAAUGUCGAGAAAGCAAGAUCCUGAAGAGCAAUAGCCUUGAUAACAAGCAUCAGCAAGGAACAUAUUUUGUUAACCAAAAAGGGAAGACAUAUGAACUAUACUCAUGUCAAACUCAUUGAAGCCGAAUGGAUUGGAGGCUUUUGUGGAAACAUUACAAAGAGAAAAGGGAAAAUCCCUCACUGGAUGUAUCAUGUUGGCACAAAGGACUUGACUUGAGAACUAUUAAGACGGAACCUUCUUUUGGCAUGGAGUACGGUGGGUAUGAAGACUGGGUCCUGCAACUCACAUGCACCUAAAUGUAAUUUCGUUGGCUUUGAUGUGAAGGAGGUGUGGGGUUGUACUAUUUUGAGGAACGGGACCCUUCCAUGUUCUUGAAUAUUGAUUUUGAUGGAAGAGUGGCAAGAGGAUUUUCUCUUUUUGGCACUGAUCUUCUUGUUA